Messenger RNA from Mytilus trossulus (common blue mussel), 5869 nucleotides. RefSeq names its product potassium channel subfamily T member 2-like. The record is from RefSeq and is a predicted model, not a curated record. Gene Ontology annotation, cellular component: plasma membrane. Gene Ontology annotation, molecular function: outward rectifier potassium channel activity; intracellular sodium-activated potassium channel activity. Gene Ontology annotation, biological process: potassium ion transmembrane transport. The transcript has 31 exons. The coding region runs from base 430 to 4299 and encodes 1289 amino acids. Lineage: Eukaryota; Metazoa; Mollusca; Bivalvia; Mytilida; Mytilidae.
AUAGAAAAUAAUUUUUCACAACAGUCUUCAUAUAACAUCCAGGUUAAUAAUGGAUACCUGAUAUUUUUUAAGCAAGAUGUCUAUGCUAUUGAUUGUUAGUUUUAGAUAUAAACACAUGUUACAUUGUUUAUUGUGAAAAUAGGUAAAACAGAUUCUUUUGAUCAAGAAAUUAAGAGGAAAUAAAAAAUUCAACUUGAUAUUCCAGAGUUUUAAAUGAUUUGGAUAUUAACAAAUCAACAAAUUGAUCGAAUGACUGUCACGAAAGUAUAAAUAUUUAAUAAUGAUGUUUAAUUAUUAACUGUUGUUGCUGUUUUAAACAAUGUAUUGUAUUGUUAUUGAUUUACAAAGUGCAGUUUUCAUGGUUUUAUGUAAACUUUGCACCGAAUUAUGCAAGAAUGGAUAACUUAAAAGUCAGGACAACAUUACGUAAUGUCAAACCCAUGGAUAUACCACCACAAAUAUUCUAACGAACAAAAUAUGAACAAUCGACGGAGGCGAUCGCCACAUAGAAACAGCGGAGUUCUUAAAUUAUCUGCUACUUCUGAUAAUAUUCCUCCACCACCAAAAGUGAGAGUAGAAUUUUUCACCAAUGAGAAGUCACUAAAGGAGAAGUUACAGCUUUAUUUCAUCAAAAACCAAAGAUCAAGCUUGCGGAUCAGAAUCUUUAAUCUGCUGAUCAAGCUGCUGUCAUGUGUACUUUACUUAGUCCGAGUUGGCUUUGAUACAGUAGAAAUUUGUAAUGACAAUGAAUCAGCUAGUGCUAAUGUCUCUUCACCAUGUCAUCGACUUAUAGACCCUUCUGAAUUCAGACACAAUCCUGUUAUUAACUGGAAUCACAUACUUUUUGUAAACAGAGACGAUGUAUUGUGGGCUGUUCAAGUUAGUGUGGCAUGUAUCAGUUUGGCAGAGACAAUCCUUGUUCAAUAUCUCAGCUAUAAGGGCAAUAUUCUUCAGCAGAUCAUAUCAGUGGAGUUUAUUCUGGAGCUAAUAAACACAGUUCCAUUCUUUGUCACAAUGGUAUCACCAGAACUCAGAAAUCUGUUUAUUCCAGUGUUUUUCAACUGUUGGCUUGCCAAAUCAGCUUUACAGAAUAUGUUUAAUGAUUUACAUAGAGUGAUGAUGAAAGCACACUCAGCUCUUGCUCAACAGCUAAUGAUAUUAUGUGCUACAAUUCUGUGCCUUGUUUUCACUAGUGUGUGUGGUAUUCAGCACCUUCAGAGGGGAGGUAACCAACAGUUUAAUUUGGUAGAUUCCAUUUGGUUUGUGGUUGUGACAUUUUCUACUGUCGGGUACGGAGAUAUCUAUCCAGAUAUAUGGAUCAGUCAAAUGUAUAUGAUUAUAAUGAUAGGUGCUGCUCUUAUAGUUCUCCCUACUCAGAUUGAAAAUUUAGGAUAUACCUGGUUGGAGAGACAAAAGCAGGGUGGAGCUUACAGUAGUCACCGUGCACAGACAGAAAAACAUGUGGUUGUUGUGGCCACAACUUUACAAUCAGACACAAUCAUGGACUUUUUACAUGAAUUUUAUGCUCAUCCUGCUCUUCAGAGCUACUUUGUUGUGUUAUUAUCACCUUGUGAAUUAGAUCCGACAAUGAAGAUGUUACUUCAAGUACCUAUAUGGUCACAAAGAGUUAUAUACAUACAGGGGUCAGCGGUGAAAGAUACUGACCUCAUCAGAUGCAGAGUCCAGGAUGCCUUAGCCUGUUUUAUUCUGGCAGCCAGGAAUUAUGUAGAUAAAGGAGCUGCAGAUCAGCAUACAAUCCUCAGGUCAUGGGCCAUCAAAGAUUUCGCCCCAGACUGUCCACAAUAUGUACAGAUCUUCAGACCAGAAAAUAAAUUCCAUGUUAAAUUUGCAGAACAUGUUGUGUGUGAAGACGAAUUUAAAUAUGCUUUACUUGCCAAUAAUUGUUUGUGUGCAGCCACAUCAACUUUAGUAACAUUACUGAUCCAUACAUCUAGAGGACAAGAAGGUCAGACAUCCUCCGAAGAAUGGCAGCAGUUAUAUGGAGAACGCUCAGGAAAUGAAAUAUACAGCAUUAAAUUAGAGGACAGUACAAAAUUCUUUAGAGAAUAUGAAGGAAAAAGCUUUACAUAUGCUUCAUUCCAUGCUCAUAGAAGGUUUGGUGUUAGCCUUGUAGGAGUACAGCAAGAUCUUCCAGAUGCCACAAUUCAGCUCAAUCCUGGCCCUCGUCAUAUCAUGAAAAAGUCAGAUGUUUGUUUUUAUAUGAACAUAACCAAAGAAGAAAAUACACAGACAUUCCAUGUGAACCGUUCAGUGGAGGAUAUUACAGCUAAAGCAGAUACAAUUAGUCUACCUGGGGGCACCAAGCAGGCGUCAAAAGUGGCAUCAGUUGUUGGACCUUCCAAAGAUAUGAAGAAAAACCAAAGCACAUCCCAAUCAUCUCCUGCUGACCUUGCACGAGUACCCAGUAGACGACUUCACCUUGACCUUCCUAAAGGUUUGACCAGUCGUAACUUACAGAAACGACCAAGUAUAGCCCCUGUUCCUGCCAUGUUAGAAGCCAAUGACAUACGACUUCAACUUUGUAGUUCUGACGUAGAAUCUGAUGAGGAAGAAGAUUUUGUGUUUGCUGAUGAAGAGAAGGAGACUGACCGAUUUCCAGAUUAUAUCAGAGGUUUCCCGCCUGUGACACCUUACAUUGGUACAAGUCCAACACUUUGUCAUCUAAUGGAAGAAAAGAGGGAAUUUUGUUGUUUACGAUUAAACAAAACCUGUGAGCACUGUAGUUAUAGUAAUGCCAAUGAAUAUAACUGGCACAACAGAACGAUUAUCCUUGCAGCUGACAAUGCCAGUAAUGGUAUCUACAACUUUAUAGUACCGCUAAGGUCACAUGCUAGACCCAAAUCUGCAAUCAAUCCUAUUGUUCUUCUUCUUGAAAAAGAUCCUGCUUCCACAUUCCUAGAGACAAUCUGCCAUUUCCCUAUGGUUUACUGGAUGAAAGGUUCCAUAGAAUGCCUUGAAGAUUUGCUAGAAGCUGGUAUAAAUCUGGCUGAUAAUGUGGUAGUUGUCAACAAGGAGACAUCCAACUCAAAAGAGGAUGAAUUCUUAGCAGAUUGUAAUACUAUUGUAGCUGUCCAGACAAUAUUCAGACUUUUCCCAAGUGCCAAUAUAAUAACAGAACUGUCCCAGUCUUCUAAUAUGAGGUUCAUGCAGUUUAGACCAAACGAUCAGUACUCAUUUACUCUUGCCAAACUAGAAAAAAAAGAAAAAUCCAGAGGAUCAAACCUGUCGUAUAUGUUCCGAAUACCAUUUGCGGCAGGGAAUGUGUUCAGUGCCAGUAUGUUAGAUACAAUAUUAUAUCAGGCCUUUGUGAAACCAUAUGUGAUAACAUUCACCAGAUUAUUACUUGGUGUAGAUCAAGCUGUAGGAUCAGGUCAUUUAUCUGUAAUGAAGAUAAAGAAGGAAGAUUUAUGGAUUAGAACAUAUGGAAGAUUGUACCAAAAGUUUUGCUCUACAACUUGUGAAAUACCUAUAGCUAUAUAUAGAACUCAGUUACAGAGUAGUGGGGAGAAAACUCCUAGCUCAACGUUUGCAGGGCGAGACCAGUCUGCACUCAACUUAGCAUUUAGAAACUCAGUUAAAAGAAGAAGACCAGAACCAUCGAAAUCACAACCAGAAGUGUCACUAAGUUUGAUUGGAUUAGACAGUGACGAGGAAGAGAGCCGAUCUCACAUGACCCCGGAAAGGCAUGAGAUUUGUCAGAUGGUGCGAUGUAGAAUGCAAAGUCUUAAACAACCACUAAAUGAUUAUGAUGCAGCAAGUGACAAGAGGAACACCAUAUCAUAUGUGAUUAUAAACCCCAGUUAUGAUCUACGUCUGAAAGAGGAUGAUAUAAUAUACCUCAUUAAACCAAGUUCCCUUUCACCUCAACCUUCCCCAUUAAUUGACGAGAGGAAAAAAAUGCAGUCACAACCACGAGAAGAACCAACAGGGGCAGAUAACUGUGAUAUAGAGGCUACUAGUCCUGUAAUCAGCACUGAUAGUAGAACAGACGGAGAUACGCCAGGAGCAGAUUCAUCUCAUGGAAACUGUAAGCCGAUUCCAGUGGUAUUUGUGGGUGACAGUGAAGACGAAUCAUAUUCACCUACCACCAACUCAGUGCCACAUUUCCAUCUAGGUAAUGCCAAAGAUCAGGCUGUUUACAGAAAACAAAAAGGCUCAGUACCAGAACUCUAUAACAAUCAUGAGGAAUUCAGUUAUAAAAAAACACUGGUCAGUAAAAAAUCAGCUCCUGAACUUAGAACUCCAAACUCUGCAGGGCUUAAAGGCACAGUUGUGUGAAUGGUAUUCAGUAUUGAAUCACAAUCUCCAAUUUUGGAGUGCUGUACUGGACUCGAGAUUGGAAUGGGCUGUGCUCAUGACCCAAGUAUUCACUUUAUCAUGUAUGGCAUGAGAGACUUACCUAGUAUAACAUCAAUAAAUGGAUGCCAAGUAGAAUUCAGAAACUGCUGGAGAGAAACAGCUUUAAGAUUGAAAAUAAGUGCAUUAAAUGUUAAAACUUAGAGCCUUUUUAAGAUGGUUGUGAGAUACUUAAACAAGAACAUCUGAGCUUUCUUGUCUGUGGAUGUCUCUGUACAAGAAUAUCGGAGCUUUUUUGUCUGUGGAUGUCUCUGUACUGUUUAUAGAAUCAUAAAAGGCACCUGAACUAACAAUUCUACUUUGUCUCAAUAAGAGCAGAGUAAGAGGCAUCAAUGAUGUUGCCAAACUAGAACUAUGUGAAUAUUACAGAUAACUCAUUCACUAGGUUACUUGUGUGUAUAUCAUACUUGACUUUAUAUGAAAUAUUGUGAUACUUUUAUAAGCUGCAUUUGAUAUCACAUUUUUUGUGUACAAUGUUUCUCUUUUGUUAUAUUGUACAUAGGACAUUAAGCUAGCAACAAUCAAUCAAUCAUGUUAUAUUAUAAAUCUUUUAUUGGUGUCAUGUUUUUAUAAUGACCUUAAUCGCCAGUUUCUAUGUCAAGGUUAUAUAUAUCUGAGUUGAAGGACAUUCGGAAAAAUGAGAAUGAUGGAAAAAUUUAUAGUUUAUACUGCUUUCUUUCUUUAUUUGAAGAUAUAAUAAUUUCUCGACUUUUUGUUGUUUCUUUGAAUGAACAAACAAAAAAAUGCUAUUAAUGAGGAGUCUUCCAUAAUAAGAAAAGGGCCUUGGUGGCAAAGUGGUCUACUGUAAUCACUAGACAGUCAACACUGACGUUGUGAGUUCGAACCCCACUCAUGCGGGUGCACUUGACUCCAAUCUUAAUUGUCAGUUUUCCUAUCAAAGGUCAGUGCAGUGGCGGAUCCAGAAAUUUUCAUAAGUGGGGGCCCACUGACUGACCUAAGAGGGGGCCCGCUCCAGUCACACUUCAUUGAUUCUCUAUAUAAGCAACCAAUUUUUUUCCGAAAAAAGGGGGGCCCGGGCCCCCUGGGCCCCCCCUUAAUCCGCCUCUGCAGUGCUUUACUCCGGGUACUCUGGCUUCCUCCACCAUUAAACUUACCUCCACGGAAUUGCCUAAAAGUGGCUUUAAAACACAAUCAAUCAAUCUAUUAUAGAAAUAAAAUACAUUUUUUUAAAGUAAUAAUUGGUUGCAAGGCGAAUGGACAGGGGUGGUUGAAGUAAGCAUUUUAGGAGAUUCUUGUAAGGAUGUCAUACAGAAUUUGAAGUAAUAAAAUGAGGAAGAAAGUGGGAGGAUUAAGGACAGGAAUGAGAAUUACUGACCCCUUGUCCAAUCCUCAAUAUUAAAUUGUCAGCUGAUUUACCCAUAAAUAGUGUAAUUGGCCAUCAAACAAAUAUUAAAGAAAGAAAAGGGGACAAGGUAUAAUAAUAUGCUUAUAUUCAUAGCUUUUGCACAUAUCAAUUUUUACUUGUUUUACA